AUGGAAGAGGAGCUAGCCACCUAUAAAUUGCAAUUACAACAAGUCGAAGCGGCGUUGCUCGGUGAUCCCGAUAAUCAGGAGCUACACAAGUUGAAAACCGAUUUAACCGAGAUUAUUGAGUUGCAGGAAGAUCUCCAAGAGAAGGAUCGAGCCGAAUCGUCGGAGAAGGCACUCGUCACACCACAAGUCAUUCAUAAAUGGACGGUCGGCGAGCGUGUGAUCGCUCCUCAUCCGGAUGGAAAAAAGGUUUUCGCCAGAAUCGAUUCGUUGACACCCGCCGGUGUGGCCAUCACUUUUACUUCAUCGGGCACAAAAACGAUCGUGGACCCAUCGGAUCUGCAACUGCCACCCGAAAAUCAGCGAAAAAACUACGCAUUCGACAACACAAAAUCAGCGGCAGGACCAUCGAAUCAACACGGAAAGAAGGAGUGGCAAGCGGAGAAGGAGAGACGCAGACAGAAGAUGUUGAAGAAACAACAGAAACAGAAAGAGCUGGAUUCGAUCAAAGACGGAGAGAAGAAGAGUUGGCAAAAGUUCAAUACGAAGGCAAAUGCAAAGGGACUCAAGGGACUCAAGAAGGUUACGGUAUCCGGGUCGGCACAGGAUGGAAGUUCCACUGGAGACAAGAGGGCCACCCGAGGAGCCAUGGAUUCAUUAUUCUGA
Molecule: messenger RNA, 663 nt
Organism: Caenorhabditis briggsae
Lineage: Eukaryota; Metazoa; Nematoda; Chromadorea; Rhabditida; Rhabditidae
Gene: Cbr-smr-1
Product: Protein CBR-SMR-1
Exons: 5
Coding region: 1-663 (220 amino acids)
Biological process (GO): negative regulation of DNA-templated transcription
Molecular function (GO): DNA-binding transcription factor activity
Source: RefSeq, a predicted model, not a curated record